CAAAUUCUGGGGAAAAAUUCUGCUUUCCCCCUGUUUUGCCUGGGGUGCACUCGCCAGCGACCGAGGUAUUUUACCAAACCAGGUCGGCUAUUGCUCUGUUCUGUUUAGCGCUGUCGGUAGUUGUUCCUUGUCUACACUCUACACGGACGAAUUAGAUCAGCUGAGGCUGGACAGAUCGGACAGUGCUUCAGAUAGAGGGGCAAUUGUCUCAAAGCUUGCUAUUUGAAUAUCAUAGAGUGUGCGAUCUGCAACGUAUAUCUAUCUGUCUCUGCCCCGCCGAUCUGAGACUAAAACCAGCAAUUCUAUCGUCCAACUGGUGUUUGACAGACAGCUCAACCGCUUGAUUCAGAAACAAUGUCACCUCCUACCAGCGAGAAGCCUGGCAGCGCGGAAAAGGUCGAAGUCGAAGAUGUCGGCCAGCGCGCUCUCGACAACGUCGACUACGACGAGGAAUACUCGUACGAGGAGCAGCGCAAGAUCAUCCACCGCGUUGACCGGCGGCUGGUCACCAUGACGGGUCUUGCAUACUGCGUCUCGCUGAUGGACAGGACGAAUCUCAGUAUGGCUGCUGUGGCGGGUAUGAUCAAGGAGUUGGGAUUGCAUGUCGGAACGAGAUAUUCCGUCAUUGUGCUUAUAUUCUUCGUCCCCUAUGUCAUCUUCCAACCCGCCAUGACGGUCAUUACGAGAAAGCUGGGCCCUACCUUUUUCCUGGGGGCUAUUGUCAUUUCAUGGGGCGCAAUCUUGAUCGGAAUGGGCUUCACGAAAGAUUGGAAGCAAAUGACUGCAUGUCGUGCGUUGCUUGGUCUUCUGGAAGCAGGGUACUUUCCCGGUUGUGUGUACCUGCUUUCCAGUUGGUAUGUCAGAUACGACGUCCAAAAACGUUUCUCGGUCUUCUAUCUUAUUGGAUGUGUUGCCUCGGCCCUGGCGGGUAUUCUCGCUUUCGGCUUGUCUCAAAUGGCUGGUAUCCAGGGUCUGGGAGGCUGGAGAUGGAUCUUCAUCAUGGAGGGAGUGAUCACCGGCAUUAUUGGAGUCUUGACCCUUCUCCUACUCGUCGACUUUCCUGAUCGCGCACACAAGUCCUGGCGAUUUCUCAGCGAAAAGGAAUGCGCCUUUAUCUCUAACCCGCUUCCUCACCCCGCUCUCGAUCCGAAGAUUUGGGGCUUCGCAAUGAUCUUCCUCUGCACAACAACCGUCACCUACGCCAUCGCAUAUUUCCUACCCAUCAUCCUCCAACAAGGCAUGGGCUACAGCGUCGGCGCCUCGCAAUGCCUCUAUCGCGUGCGAGGUGUCCUCGUCGCCAUCAACUCCAUCCUGUGCCUGAUCGGCCUGCCCAUCCUGGGCUUCCACUCCAACAACGCCGUCCGCUACUUUGGCGUCUUCCUCGCCACGGCCGGCGCCAACGCCAACAUCCCCGCCAUCAUGGCCUACCAGGCCAACAAUGUCCGCGGCCAGUGGACCAGAGCAUGCUCCAGCGCGACCCUGGUGGGAUUCGGUGGGAUUGGCGGUAUCGUCAGCAGUCUGGUUUUCCGAUCCCAGGAUGCGCCGGGAUAUCGGCCUGGCAUGUGGACGACCAUCGGAUGCAAUAUUCUAAUUCUGAUUAUCGUGGCCUCUAUGAGUGUUUGGUUCCGCAUCUGCAAUAAGCAGGCGGAUCGCGGGCAGCGGAUUAUCGAGGGGUCGGCUAACUUCCGGUAUACGAUUUGAAUAUGGAUGAGAUAUCGGACUGUCGUGAUGUAACUAGCUUUCACAUAUAAUGCAGUUUAAUGAACUUGUCUAUACUA
Messenger RNA from Aspergillus novofumigatus IBT 16806, 1778 nucleotides. RefSeq names its product putative phthalate transporter. The transcript is spliced from 10 exons. Lineage: Eukaryota; Fungi; Ascomycota; Eurotiomycetes; Eurotiales; Aspergillaceae. Gene Ontology annotation, biological process: transmembrane transport. The coding region runs from base 355 to 1701 and encodes 448 amino acids. Gene Ontology annotation, molecular function: transmembrane transporter activity. The record is from RefSeq and is a predicted model, not a curated record. Gene Ontology annotation, cellular component: membrane.